AUGUGUGGCCAAGACUGCCAAACGUCCCUCUGGGGGGGGACCGGGAUCUCCACGGUUGGUGCGGAUGGUGGUUGUAGGUGUGCCUGCGGAGACGAAACAUGGUCAGAGUACAACAUUCUUGGGCUGCCAUCCUGUGUUCCGUCGAAGGCACACGCGGUCUUCGGCGCAGUUGGAGUGUUCGUGACGAUGACAAGCCUGGGCCAUGCAGCAUAUCAGCUCUAUCGCCAGGUCAAAUAUCACAGACAGUUCAUGGCGGCAUCCACUUCCUCGGUGGAGAAAUGUCGUCGAUGGCUUCAUAUCGUCGUGAUUAUCCACGCCGUUAUCGGCCUAUGCUAUUUUGGAAUGGUGUUGUUGCUGGACAGCGAACGACUGUGGAUGUCGACCAUCUUCAUGUUCGGCAUAGGCCAAAUCAUGAUGACCAUCGGUGGUAUUUUGACCGUGCGCAUGUGGCUUUACUGUUUGACAUCGGACGAGCAGCGCUCCCCUUUACAGCUGAAUCGUUUCCCAUACGUUUCCCCUCUUCGCAACCACAUACUCUUUCUUGCUAGCAACGAUCCCCGGCUGAUUCGAGAGACACCGGAACUACUGAUGAUAUCGGAAGCGCUAGAACGGCCGACGGGGUUGUUUGUGUCCAAUACCGUGAUGUGUGUAGGCCCUGCGGUUGCAACCGUCCUAGCAGCGGCUAAGAGUUUGCAAGCGGCCUGCAUGGUCUCCGCGGUAGCGUUUCUGGGUCUGAUCGUAUUCUGCGACUUCAUCAUCUUGAAGACCGCUACUGCCCUUUUGCAAACAGUGAACAAGUAUUUGCGGAACAGCGUGGUGCGUUCCGAGAAGAGUAACAGCAUAAUGGCAGGAACGGUAGGAUCGCUACAGCUCUUGAAGGCAGCGAGGAAGAAUAUCAAGUUUGCGUUGUAUUUUUGCGUCGUUGUGUCCCUGUUGACCUUUUCAAUUGUCAUGAUCGGCCUUUUCACGACCUAUGGAGCGACAGCACCGUUGAUCUUUUCCGGCAUUCCGUAUGGAUGCUCACCGCCCGUAUGGUUCGUUUUCAACAUCCAGCUGCACGCUGGGAGGAGCAGGAAUCGUACCGAACCCGAUGUCGUUUCACGCGCUAGCAGCGUAAUUCGGCAAGUGCCCAGUGUCGCAACUAGAAUCGUGUCUAGGGCCAAAGGAGUUGUGUUUGGUAAUGAGCGGUCUGUCGUUCCGACUUUGACCCCCACGCCCUAG
This is a messenger RNA of Ectocarpus sp. CCAP 1310/34, 1221 nucleotides long. NCBI's taxonomy places the organism in Eukaryota, Phaeophyceae, Ectocarpales, Ectocarpaceae. The record is from the annotation of a GenBank genome assembly.